Molecule: messenger RNA, 1447 nt
Organism: Gracilinanus agilis (Agile Gracile Mouse Opossum)
Lineage: Eukaryota; Metazoa; Chordata; Mammalia; Didelphimorphia; Didelphidae
Gene: CASP7
Product: caspase 7
Exons: 7
Coding region: 67-996 (309 amino acids)
Biological process (GO): apoptotic process; proteolysis
Cellular component (GO): cytoplasm
Source: RefSeq, a predicted model, not a curated record
GGCUGGCCGUGGAGACGUGUCUGUCUGCAGGGUUUCCCUCCUCCUCCGGGAUCCACGGUGGACACGAUGGCAGAUGAAUCAGAGCCUUCAGUGAAACGUGAUGCAGGUGAUGCAGGUGAUGCAGGUGAUACAGAAGAAGAUGAUCUCACAGAUGCAAAGCCUGAUCGGUCUUCCUUCCUUUCAGUACUCAGGAAAAAGAAAAAUGUUUCAGAGAAGUCAAACCAACCCCUGCCCGAAUAUAAGCGAAUGGUUGUGCCCAAAUUCCAAUAUAAUAUGGAUUACAAGAAGGUUGGCAAAUGUAUCAUAAUAAAUAACAAACAGUUUGAAAGUAAAACUGGCAUGGGCACAAGAAAUGGUACCGAUAAAGAUGUGGAAGGACUAUACAAAUGCUUCCGAAGCUUAGGUUUUGAUGUAAUAGUCCAUAACAACCGUUCUUGUUCCGACAUGCAGAACCUGCUCAAACAAGUUUCUCAAGAGGACCAUACUGAAUCUGCCUGCUUUGCCUGUAUCCUUCUGAGCCAUGGAGAAGAGGACGUGAUUUAUGGGACAGAUGGAGUGACCCCAAUAAAAGAUCUGACUGUCCACUUUAGAGGAGAUAAAUGCAAGAGCCUCUUAGGGAAACCUAAAUUAUUUUUCAUUCAGGCUUGCCGAGGUACUGAGUUUGAUGACGGGAUCCAGACAGAUUCCGGGCCUAUCAAUGAUACAAAUGCCAAUCCUGGAUGCAAAAUACCGGUUGAAGCUGAUUUUCUCUUUGCCUAUUCCACAGUUCCAGGUUAUUAUUCAUGGAGGAAUCCGGGAAAGGGAUCUUGGUUUGUGCAGGCCCUUUGCUCAGUCCUGAAUGAAUUUGGAAAAAGCCUGGAGAUCAUGCAGAUUCUCACGCGAGUGAACUAUAGAGUGGCCAUGGACUUUGAAUCUCAGUCCGACAACCCGUGUUUCAACGAGAAGAAGCAGAUUCCAUGCAUGGUCUCCAUGCUCACCAAAGAACUCUACUUUUGACAACAUAGCCAACUACACCAAGGACAGUUCAAUCGGGAACUGUGGAUCUUUCUUAUUUUUUUUUUAAAAAAAAAAAAAACCUUUAAUUUGUUUUAAUGUCAUGACUUGUGAUCUUAAAUUUCCAGAAGUGUUGAAUUGAGGGGAAAACCAUCAAACCGGCAGAGUACCCUUUCAGUGAUCCUUGGUGCUUUCAUAAAUUUUCAAAGGGACUAUAAUUUUUAAAUUAUAGUUUUGUUUCAAUGACUGUUUAUAAUUAUCUCAGGAUUCAGAGAUAUGGGGCAAAGGGUUUGUUGAUGAUUUCUUUUGAACUUUUCUGGAAUGGGAUGCAAAUAACACAAGUGACCUCGCCGUUGGCUGCUCACAACGUGUGCCUCUCGAUUGUGAAUGGACACGGAAAAAAAAACAUGUCUAUAUUACCAAAUAAAAUUACUGCUGGCAGUCUUGGAAAGAA